Molecule: messenger RNA, 1036 nt
Organism: Tauraco erythrolophus (red-crested turaco)
Lineage: Eukaryota; Metazoa; Chordata; Aves; Musophagiformes; Musophagidae
Source: RefSeq, a predicted model, not a curated record
GCCUGGGGCAGCCAGUGGCCCGGUCUCCUCUGGGAAGUGCUGUGAUGAAACGUUGCUGAUCAACGUAAUCUGCGGAGUGGUUUCGGGGGUGAUUUCCUCGGCACUUGCCAAUCCCACGGAUGUGCUGAAGAUUCGAAUGCAGGCUCAAGGCAGUUUGUUCCAGGGUGGCAUGAUUGGCAGCUUCAUCGACAUCUACCAGCAGGAGGGUACCCGAGGCCUCUGGAGGGGUGUUGUCCCAACAGCUCAAAGAGCCGCCAUCGUGGUCGGAGUGGAACUGCCGGUCUACGACAUCACCAAGAAGCACUUAAUCCUGUCGGGCCUGAUGGGCGACACCAUCUUCGCCCACUUCGUUUCCAGUUUCACCUGCGGGCUGGCUGGGGCCAUUGCCUCCAACCCUGUGGACGUGGUGCGGACACGGAUGAUGAACCAGCGGGCAAUAGUGGGCAGCACGGAGCUCUACAAGGGCACUCUGGAUGGCCUUGUGAAGACGUGGAAGAGCGAGGGCUUCUUUGCACUCUAUAAAGGUUUCUGGCCCAACUGGCUUCGACUGGGUCCCUGGAACAUCAUCUUUUUUAUCACAUACGAGCAGUUGAAGCGACUUCCCUUCUGACAGCUGUUUUCAUUCCACGAGAGUCAUCUUCAGGACUCGCAGCGGAGCGCUUUGCUGCAGCCUUCCUCUUCGUUUCACCAUCCCAUGUUUUGAUGUUUUGGUACAUGUGGGUCUGGGCUCUCCCCCUCCCCUAAAUGCAUGGUCCCUGGAGCAUGAUCUGGCUGAGGUGUAACUGGGAGGCUGAUGGAGGUGCUGCAUGUUUUUUCCCACGGAGGCAAGUGCUGACAGUGUACCAGUGUCUGGGCCUGGAGCAAUAUCUUCUGUGAAGAUCCGUGCGUUCCAGAGGCCUUUUGGUGCAGCUGUGGUUUGUUGUUCGGCUCGCGUGCGUUUUUCUGCCGUGCCGGCGGGGUGAGGCUGGAGGCUGGGAAGGGGUGCUGUCGUGUUUUCUUGCAGAGCUGUAACCUCAUUAAAUUAUUUAUUGACUGG